Messenger RNA from Sardina pilchardus (European sardine), 3484 nucleotides. It is a transcript of the gene lrrc58b, whose product is annotated as leucine rich repeat containing 58b. The transcript has 4 exons. Gene Ontology annotation, biological process: signal transduction. Gene Ontology annotation, molecular function: protein binding. The record is from RefSeq and is a predicted model, not a curated record. The coding region runs from base 241 to 1296 and encodes 351 amino acids. Lineage: Eukaryota; Metazoa; Chordata; Actinopteri; Clupeiformes; Clupeidae.
CGUCGGGGUUUGACUAUAUAGCCCACAUACGGUAUACUUGAUUCUGACCUACAUUAAAUAAUGACUGGGGUUGUCCAGUAGGCUAUCACCGAGUGCCUGGGAAAGUAUGCCCUCCAUAGACGGAAUGCUUAUAACACCGCGAGGCUUUGUCUUUCAGGAAUUCUGAGUUAGCCUACAACAGAACGCAGGACUUUUCUUCGGACACAUUGUAACAUUUGAAUAAGAUUUUUUUUGUUGAAAAUGGAGGCGUUCGAGGGAGCUCACGGGGGCGAAAAUAUCUUGGAUUUGUCGCGCUUAAAUCUGAACAAUCUGAAUUUUGACAAUCUCAGUGACAAAAGGAAAAAAGAGACCAAACAAUUGUAUGUAUGUUAUAACCGCCUCACGGUGUUAACGGAGUCGAUAUCCUUGUUCGAGAACUUAGAAUUUCUGGACAUCAGCUGCAAUGGACUAGCAGUCAUUUGUGAUGACAUUACUCGUCUGACAAAACUGAGGACUUUAAUAGCCAAGAACAAUCGUCUGGAUGAGUUUUCGCUACCGAAGGAGUUUGGAUCACUGCAGCUUGAAGUAUUGAACUUUAGUGGUAAUAGAUUUGAGGAAAUGCCUACCCAAUUUCUUGAGCUGCAGUGUCUUCAGUCUCUCUCGCUUGGGGGGAACAGACUGAAAACCAUUCCAGCCGAGAUAGACAACUUGACCAGCCUCGAGCUGCUGUAUCUUGGAGGCAACCUCAUCUCGUCCAUUCCUGUGGAGCUGGCUAACCUGCCUUACCUCAGCUACCUGGUGCUGUGCGACAACCGCAUCCAGAGUGUUCCGCCCCAGCUCAACAGACUCCACUCUCUGCGUUCCCUGAGUCUCCAUAACAACCUCCUCACCUACCUGCCUCGCGAAAUCCUGAGCCUAGUGCAGCUCCAGGAGCUCAGUCUCCGUGGCAACCCGCUCGUCGUGCGUUUCGUCAAAGACAUGACCUACGACCCUCCGUCGCUGCUGGAGCUGUCGGGCCGGGCCAUCAAGACCAGGAACCUCACCUACUCGCUGCAGGACCUCCCCACACACCUGGUCACCUACCUGGACCUGGCCAGCAAGUGUCCCAACCCAAAGUGUGCAGGGGUGUAUUUUGACUCCUGCGUGCGUCACAUCAAGUUUGUGGACUUCUGCGGCAAGUACCGCCUGCCCCUCAUGCACUACCUGUGCUCACCCGAGUGCACCUCGCCCUGCAGCUCUAACCCGCAGAGCGACGCCGACUCCGAGGACGAGCACAGCGUCCCGGCCGACCGCCUUCAGAGGGUGCUGCUGGGAUAGCGGAGCGAGCGGAGGAGGAAUGGGGAAAGAGGGCGCAGAAUCUGCGCAACCAUGGCAACUAAUCCAGCCCCGUGCUCAUCUGUAUUAGGCUGACUUUAUUACUUUUUCUCUCUCUCUUUUUCUUUCUUUUUCUCUCUCUCUCUCCCUCCCCCUCUCUCUUGCUCUCUCUCUUUCUCUCUCUCUCGCUGUCCCUCCCUCAUUUCUCUCUCUCUCUCUCUCUCUCUCUCUCUCUCUCUCUAUCAUUCCUGUUUUCUUUUUGAUUCUUUCAUCCCCUCUCUCUGUUGCACUCUCUGUUUUCAAACAAAAAAAAGAAGACAGGACUACUCCUCUUCAAAUCCCAGCCUUUUGCAAAACACAAACUAAACACUGGUACAUCACUGAACUCCUUGAUCAGAAAGUUGGAGAGACUUGUAUUGAUGCUGCUGUGUAUGCCGUGAAGUGAAGGCAGUUUGAACUCCACUUUUUUUCAAAGACUUCUCAUUUAACACUUCUCAUUGGUCUCAUGGAAUUACACUUUUCACAACAAAAACAUUCAGAUGAAGACUGUUUUUCUUUUGACUGUUGCUAUCCUGCUGUAAACAAACAUCUCCAAGCCUCAAAAGGAAGGCUGUUGAAAGCUCUAUCAAAAGGAGUCUUCAGAGAGAGUAUUAAGUGCCUGUGCCUGACCAAGCGUUUGAAAUGCACUUAAAUGGUCACUUGGACUAUGCAGCAGUAUAAACAGACGAGACCGUGAAGAGCGGAGAAUGUGACUGUUUAUCCACUUAACGUGCAGGCUAGAAUCUAGAACCAGAACCAGUCUAGAACCAUCAGAUACCACAAUAUCUGUUCUGUGGACUCUGGUUUGUCCUCAAAACCUGCUGUGUUGGUGGAAAAAAAUAUGUUUUCUUUGUGCAUUGAUUUUCUUUAAAAAAAGAAAUAGGUUACCCAAAGCUGAUUCAACUUGCGAAGCAGGUCAAACCCAAAUAUCCAGGUAGUUAUUGACCCACGAGUUACUUUUUAACCUGACUUCUAGCCGUUUUUUUUACGUUAUUGAUGCAGUGAUGUUGGCCCCCGACCAGAAGUCACCUCGUGAAGAUAAGGAGCUAAUUUUACACUUGCAUCUAACCCCCCCGUAUUGUUGGAUUGCACCACACCAAUAUUGUGAAAUCGUUCGGCUCCACGGUCAAGAUGACAUCUGCUCAUGUUACAUCCUUGUGAACCUACUGCAUAUGAUCAAAAGAGUGACCAAUCUAGCGCUUUAUAGUUUCACAUGAACAUGUUCAAACACUAUUGUCACUGACAAAAUACAGGCAUGUUAAUUGACUAAUCUUUAGUUUCGUCUCACUCAUAGUUUUACACUGUUGCCAUCUAGUGGCCUAAGCGCAGCAUUUCACAUCAUAUCAGAAUGCAAAUUAACAAAUGGAUUGGCUCUUAUAAACACCUGCAGCAGUAGAAGUUUGUUGAUAAUCCCUUUGGAUUAUUGUGGCGAGUGUGGCCCUCUGUGUGUAUGAAAUGUUUUUAAUAUAUAUGUCUUUAUGCAUUUCACCAAGCAAUGGACACAUCAAAGUGAACAAGGCUAGAAAUGAGCAUUAAACAUUUCAUCACUUGAAAUGUGCAUAUUGUUACAAUGGAAGACUAAUUUUGGUUUUGGCCUCUAUAGAUUGGUGCCUUAUAGAUUGUAUGUUUCUAUAAGUAUAUGACACAUGUUAUUUGUUCACGUUGCUUAAGCGAAUAUUCAACACUGCAACACUGCAAUUUGUUUUGUUUUUCUUUCAAUGCAGCUACAGCAAAUUUGUUUUGCGCACAUAAUGACUUCAUGACCAACAUCUACAAACUGAUUAUAUAAAAACCCGGGUGAUAUUCUUUACUGUAGCCUACAACAGUAAAUACUGAUCUCUUUACUAAAAUGUGAAACAUAUUUUUCUUUCUUCUUUGUUCUUUUAUGUCAAGUCUUAACAAUGUAGAUUUGUAUUAACAACUAUGCAAAUACCUGACAUUGCAAAUAAGAAAAUUGCUUUUAUACUACCAUACAUACACAGGAUUUUAGGAAUUGAGCACAUUUAUUUAUAAUUAAAGAAAAAGGCAAGCUUUUAUACACUUAUCCCUGAGAAGGAACCCUUAGAAUUAUUUGAUGUGUAUUUGCACUUUCCCCUGCUGAUGUAGACUGUAUAACACCCUUAAUAAAGUUAAGAUUGUUGUUUGUUCUAAA